AUGAUGUUGAAAAGGAUAUCAGACCAAUCAUCAGAUGGAAGUCGAAUAGAUUUUCAAAUAAGGAAUCAUCAAGGACCGGGAACAUACAUUUUCGGUUUUGAUACUGGACAUGGAAAAAAUCGACAGUACAAAAUGGAAGAGCGUCAUCGAGAUGGAAGCGUCAAAGGUCGAUAUGGUUUUUAUGAUGUAAAGGGAAAUCUUAAAAUUGUCAACUAUAUAGCGGGUCCCGAUGGUGGUUAUCAAGAACGUCAUCACGAAACCGUCACUUAUAAAUCUGAAACUUAA
Molecule: messenger RNA, 285 nt
Organism: Cyphomyrmex costatus
Lineage: Eukaryota; Metazoa; Arthropoda; Insecta; Hymenoptera; Formicidae
Exons: 2
Coding region: 1-285 (94 amino acids)
Source: RefSeq, a predicted model, not a curated record